This is a messenger RNA of Papaver somniferum (opium poppy), 638 nucleotides long. Its product is annotated as transcription factor IBH1-like 1. Gene Ontology annotation, molecular function: protein dimerization activity. The record is from RefSeq and is a predicted model, not a curated record. Bases 54 to 638 code for a protein of 194 amino acids. Gene Ontology annotation, biological process: regulation of DNA-templated transcription. NCBI's taxonomy places the organism in Eukaryota, Viridiplantae, Streptophyta, Magnoliopsida, Ranunculales, Papaveraceae. The transcript has 2 exons.
UCCGUCCAGAACGAACAAUAGUAGUGAGUGAUACAUUUGAUAUUCGGUCGACAAUGCGUCCAACUACUACUGCGUUCAAGCAAGAAUUUCUCAAGAAAUGGUUAGUGGGUCUGAAGAUUUGUAGUUCUUCAAUGAACAACAUGAAUAUUGUGCAGAGAAAAAAGACUAUAAAAUUAUCACCAGAUGUUGCCAUGGCUUCAGCUAGAGAUGGGAAAACACUAUGGAGCAGAGCGCUAAUUUCCAAAGCUUCAAAACAAGAUGAUGACAACAAUAAGAUCAUAGUUGAGAAAAUAUUAGGUGACGAUAAAUUUCAGAGAGUUAUAACUUAUAAUAAUUCUAAACAUUCAUCAAAUGGAUCUUUUACAAGCAAGAAGGUCUUAAGAAGAAGUCGAAGUAGGAAACGAAAAUGUACAACGCCACCAUCUCAACGUGUUCUUGCUACUUCCAUUGCUAAAAGAUUAGUGGUAAAGAAAACGACUCAAGUUCUUAAAACUCUUGUACCUGGUGGAGAAUCCAUGGUAGAUGAUAUAUCUCUGUUAGAAGAAACCCUGGAUUAUAUUUCCUCUCUUCGAGCUCAAGUUGAUGUCAUGCGACGACUUGUUAAUGCAUCCAAUGAAGUGUCAGAAAAUUGCAAGUAA